UCUUCGGUUGUUCAUCAGAAUGGCAGGAAGCGCGUGGAGGUCAAUGCUGUCCCAGGUGGUGGCGGGGGCCGCCAAGAGACCAGCUCUGUCUUCAGCCUCCUUCUCCAGGAGAGGGGUGAGGAGGACUCACACUCACACACACACACACACACACACACAGAUGCAGACAGUCACCCUAAUUCCUGGAGAUGGGAUUGGUCCAGAGAUCUCCUCGGCUGUGAUGAAGAUCUUUGAAGCUGCUAAAGCUCCCAUCAGGUGGGAGGAGAGGAAUGUGACGGCCAUCAAAGGUCCUGGAGGGCGGUGGAUGAUUCCUGCUGAUGCUAAAGAGUCGAUGGAUCGCAGUAAGAUCGGCCUGAAAGGUGUGAGGACACACACUCUCACACACACUGUGUUCGUGCUGAGAGGACACACACUCUCACACACACUGUGUUCGUGCUGAGAGGACACACACUCUCGCACACACUGUGUUCGUGCUGAGAGGACACACACUCUCACACACACUGUGUUCGUGCUGAGAGGACACACACUCUCACACACACUGUGUUCGUGCUGAGAGGACACAGACAAACUAUAUAUAUUUAAUUAUUAAUGUUUUUACUUUCUUA
Cottoperca gobio is the source of this 605-nucleotide messenger RNA. RefSeq names its product isocitrate dehydrogenase [NAD] subunit alpha, mitochondrial-like. The record is from RefSeq and is a predicted model, not a curated record. Gene Ontology annotation, cellular component: mitochondrion. Gene Ontology annotation, molecular function: isocitrate dehydrogenase (NAD+) activity. The transcript has 4 exons. NCBI's taxonomy places the organism in Eukaryota, Metazoa, Chordata, Actinopteri, Perciformes, Bovichtidae. The coding region runs from base 20 to 439 and encodes 139 amino acids. Gene Ontology annotation, biological process: tricarboxylic acid cycle; isocitrate metabolic process.